Messenger RNA from Hypoxylon trugodes, 2315 nucleotides. RefSeq lists its product as uncharacterized. The coding region runs from base 141 to 2171 and encodes 676 amino acids. Lineage: Eukaryota; Fungi; Ascomycota; Sordariomycetes; Xylariales; Hypoxylaceae. The record is from RefSeq and is a predicted model, not a curated record. Gene Ontology annotation, molecular function: protein binding. The transcript is spliced from 3 exons.
AAUAUGCUCCUAAUUAUAUUCCUCGCGGCUCUCAACCCUGGAAACUUGGUUUUCACAUCUUCCUUUUUCAUUCCUAGAGACACCUAAUCAUAUUGCUAGACUUAUAUGGGACUUCUUGAUCACUACUAAGCCUUUUAACCAUGGAUGUGGAAAUGCUCGAUACUAUAGAGUUCCAGCUUGGGACACAAGCUAGCCUUGCCCCGGAUUGGGAGUUUGGACGCCCUCCGAUUGACGAAGCCAAUGCCAGCACACCGAGAAUCUUAGAGGAAGUCCUUGACCAAACCCUGCCAGUCCAGUCGAUGGAUGUCCACGACCUUACGUUGAUCAAUAAUCCUGAAUCUGUAACUAUUUCUCAAGAAGUCAGGAUUGAACCUGAUCAACCUAGACGAAUCGGUCGAACGGAGUGGGAGACACACCGCCAAGUAAUUGAAACGCAACAUUCUUCCAAGACACUCAAAGAGCUUCGAGAAUUGAUGUCAAUUGAACACGGCUUCCUCGCAAGUACUCAACAAUGGAAAAAGAAAUUGGGGGAAUGGGGCCUAAGCAAGAAUCUCAAGCCACGCGAAGUAAAAUUCAUUCAAAAAAAGACACGCAGGCGCCAACUCGAGGAGCACAAAGAAACCCAGUUCACCAAUAAUAAACAACCGGUUCCUAUGGAUAAAGUCAGGCGUCACUUACAAAAUCCACCUCAUGACCCUCCAUCGCCAACUGGAAGCACUCCAUCCGGUAUCUCAUACAACACUUACAGACCGUCUAUUCCAAUAGCGGCUACUCUGUAUACGCCACAAGUUUUGUAUCAAGAAGAGCUGCCAAGGUCAAGAACUGCGACACCCAGCAUUGGAUCAAUAGAGUUUGGUCCAAUGAUACCGGCGUUUUGGGAAGGGCAUGAUUCCAAUUACUUCCUCGCAUUGGCUCAAGAAGCCGCGUCAUAUGCACGAGACAAUGAUUAUGUAAAAGCUCGACCUGCAUUCAUAGAGGCUAUAGAUGGUCUUGGAGCCUUGUUAAGACCAGUCCACGUUAAAACGGUUGCGACAUUGAUAGAUUUUGUUAACGUUGCAUCGGAGAACGACGACCAAGCUACUGCCAUCGAGAAACUCCACAGAUCCUACCACGCCCAUAUAAAUCUUCUAGGUGAAGGGGAUAAAAGGACAUGGAGAAGCCUUGCGCGACUUGGCCAAGCGUACAUGGAUGCGGGCGAAGUUUACCAAGCCUAUCAUAUGCUCACCAAUGCCAGGCAAGGGUUGCUCUCAACUAUGGCUGCAGAUGAUCCCAAUGUUGUAUUUCACGCUACAAAGGAUCUUGUAAGACGCGUCGCUCUAGUCUUACAGUAUCAGGGGGAUUUCGAUGAGGCGGAAAAGGAAUUUCUCAACCUGGUUUCCCAAGCGAGUGACGCGGAUUCGCCUUAUGACUUGGUAUUUUAUAAGAUGGAUCUUGUGAUUUUAUACAUUGGCCCAAGAGAAGGACGGCUUUUCGCACAGCAAUAUUCACAACAGGCGGAAAAUCUGCUUCUCGAUAUCCUUCGAACGGACGUCUUAGAAUAUCGUUUGAGUCCGAACUAUAUUGUUACCUUAACGCGUCUCCGCUAUUUUUAUCAGAACACCCACCAAGAUACAAAACUAAUAAAAUGUCUUCAGGAUUUCGAGAAGGAAUUAGAAGAUCCUCACUGGUCGAACACCCUUGAUUUAUACAAUGCGUGGGUCAUUGACAUGGGGAUGGGAUUUUAUUAUGGCUAUCUGGGUCAAUUUGAAGAGGCCGAGUGGUGGUAUAAUCACUUCAAGAGCGAGGUUGAAGGUUCAAACCCUCGGUCUACUUGGGAGAUAUCUUAUCUUAUCGACCAUUCGAGACACUAUAUCUCACGAGGAAGGAAGGAUACUGCUAGGGAAUUACUGGAGAAGGCACGGGAUAUAGCAAGUGAGUUACUACCCCAAGACCAUAAACUUCACGCCUUUGUGAAAGAAUUUAUGGAAAUUGGGAGAAAAAAUUGGUCAAUCUGCCCAGUGUGCCUCUGCGACCAAUCACGCGGUUUCUGCGACAACGGUCAUAAUAAUGAUAUUCAGAGAUGCUGUGGCCACCCAAAGAAUCUACCAAGGGGCAUAAAUGGAUGGAAUAGGAUGCGCGAGAAGAUAACGACCAGCGAAAUGAGUGAGGGAGUAGCAUUGGAUUCGGAGUAGGUUGAUUGAGAGGAAGAAAUAAAAAUUGUAUGAGUGUCAAGGGUUGAGGUUCUAGAAUAGCUGACUAAUACGUCCGCCCCACGUUCAAAUCUACCUACCUAGAUAGGUAGUCAGAUGUAUCUCUCUAUUCAUCUUUUAUUCCAU